AAUAGAUAGGAGAAUUCAAAUUGAGGUGAAAUUUAAUGGUUUAAUUUAAGGAAUGAAAAUAUCUUUUAAUUUUUUAUGAUCAUUUUUCAAAAUAUUCUUAGUUUAUUAUUGAGUUAAUGAUAGCAUAUCUAUGAAUAAAACUAUUUCAAAAUUGUAAUAAAAUAAUUUUGAACAAAAUCAAUUUUUUCGCUUAAUUUACAUCAUGAAAUUGUAAUUUUUAUCCAUUUUUUUUCAAAAACUUUACGGUUAAAUUUGAACGACAUGCUUAGCAAUUUGUGAGGCGAGAAGUGCAGGAUCAGCAGUUACAAGAGAGUUCUGACCAAUAUAAAAAGCGAGUGAACGUUCAAAGCAAUUGAAGGUUCUUAAACAAUCGAAUAUUUCCCGCGCUAAUUACAGGCGUCCAGCGAAUGGGUUCAAGCGAACAAGCAGCGAACGCCAAUACGGCAUCGAUGAGCUAUCAGUCACUGAAGCUCGCCGUAGCGAUCUCUCUUCUCCGAUCAAAGCUCCUCCAAAGGCAAUCUCCUUUGCCUGAUAGUCGUCCCGAAUCCGACGCUCUUCGUUGGAAGCGAAAGGCUAAGGAGCGGAAACAAGAGCUACUUCGACUCAGAGAAGAGCUCAAGGAAGCAGAAGAUGCUUCGCAUUACGAAUUGUUCCCGCAAAAUGCUUCAUGCAAGUGCUAUUUCUUUGACAAUUCGGGGAAACUAAGCCUUAAGCAAGACGGAGAUGGUUCUGAUCGUAGAUUCGACGACGUUCUUCGCCGCAGAUUCCUCAGACAAGUGCGGUUAAAGGAAAGGAGGAAAACUGGUGGUCCAAAACAACAAUUGAAGUUUUCAGAUUUCAACAAUGAAGAUGCAGCUGAGCAGCUAAGGGCCUCUAUUGAUUUUCUUGUGGAGCUUUGUGACACUGCCUCUCCUGUGCAAGAGGCUAAUUUUGCAAACUGGUCGCACCAAGCUGUGGAUUUCAUUCUAGAUUCAACGAGGAACCUGCUGUCAAAAGAAAAGAAUAUGGACUUUACUGAAGGAAUUGUCAACAACUUGAUUGUGAGAUUGGUUAGAAGGAUGUGUUCCCCUUCACAAGAUGAGCCAAACUGUGGCGCUGAUACCCAGUUCUACAUUGAACACUUGAUCCGCAAGCUUGGAAGUGAAUCUUACAUCGGGCAGCGUGCAAUCUUUUUAGUUUCUCAAAAAAUAUCUCUAGUGGCAGAGAAUUUGCUCUUCAUGGACCCAUUUGAUGAUGCUUUUCCAAAUAUGCAUAGAUGUUUGUAUAUUAUGAUACAGCUUAUUGAGUUUUUGUUAUCGGAUUACUUGUUAACUUGGUUAAAGGGUGAAGGCUUUGACAAUGUACUGUUUGAAGAGUGGGUGAUAUCACUACUUCAUGCUCGAAAAGCAUUAGAACUUCUGGAAAACAGAAAUGGGCUUUAUGUGUUAUACCUGGAUCGAGUCAUGGGCCAACUGGCUAAACAAGUGGGUCAAGUUUCGCCAAUCCCGAAGCUCAACCAAGAUAUUCUGGAUAAUCUAUUCCGCUGACUACAAAGUGCUAAAACUAAAGGUAUUUCCUGUGUAUUGUUGGUAAAGCUCAAGUUGCAUCCCGAAACUUAAAGAUUAAUUUUUCUUUUUUGAAAUUGAAAGAAUACAUUUUAAACACUUGAGAAAGCCUAUAUUUCAAAUAAAGCCUGAUUUGCUGGAGAUUUUGAAAUCUUUAAGUAGUAAGAAAGAAAUAUUAUUAAUUGAAUGAUUUGAUGCCACUCGAAUUGGAAUCUCACUCUGCAUUAACAUGUUUCUGACACUCUUCUCUUAAGUUUUGUUACCUUUGCAAUUUUGUUUAAAGUAAAUAUGUGCCUCAAAUCUAAGUGAACAGUUAAUUGUCUAGAGAAUCAUUCUCUGCUGCCUUUCUGGCUACUUCUGCAUUGAGUUUCUUUUUUAGGGUAAUGGGGGGAGGUUAAUGAAGGUAAGAAUAUGGAAUUUACUGUGUUUUGUAAAGCAAAGUUGAUCAAUCUUAUAUUGUUGGGAGUUUAAAAACUUUAUUUUCCACCUUAUAUAUUUUUAUUUUGAUGGUUUAAAGAAAUGGAUAUUUUUGAGGUUGGUUAAUAAAUAUAAAUCUUGACAGUCAUUAACUUUUACUUGAACUCUAAAGUAACCUUUCAAAUAUGGUUAGAAGGUUAAUCUCCAGAUGAGAUCUCUCUAGUGAACUUCCAUACAUAAUGUAAACCAAUGUUCUUCAGAGCUGCAAGGAUUCAAUUUUCAACCAACUACAACAUUGGUAUGUAUCCACAUCUUAUAGAAUUCUUUGAAUCGAGGACAGUGGUACCCCUAACACAGAUUUUUCAUUUUUCUGGUCUUACUAGUCUCUUUUCUUCUGAUUCCAAUCUUUUAUUACUUAGUCGGUGCAUGUUGCUAUGCAAUCUAAUAUUCGUCCGAAAUUUGGUUAAGGCUGUAGAAAUAUAUGCCCUUGAAUUCUGAAUAACAAGUGAACCUUUUCAUUUAUCUUCCUUUUGAGGCACAGAAAUAAAUUAGUGAGACUUGUGAUACACUUUUGCCGAAAGUGAUCCUCUUUAGGCGAAUGCUAUUAGAUUCACUGCAAAUUCAUUCAGCUAGGCUCUUGCCGUCAUAUUUUUCAUCUUUCAACAGACAGAUUGUAUCGUUUUAGAGAUUAUCGUCGAAGAUUAUUAGAGUUUGAAUCUUUAACCUCUUGUAUUACAGAUAGACAGUGUACAGAUAAAAAUAUUGUUCUUGAAAUGGGUUUUCAUACUAAGUCAAAAGCUAGCACUAGCAGUUUGUCCUGAAGAAGCUUCUGGUUAUAAAGCUGGCCCACCUCAACUACUGCCUAUUAAUAUCUCAAAAAUAUAUUUUAACUUCCUAUGGUCCAUUAUAGCAUUACAUGAUAGGAUAUCCUUUCCUCCUACCUUUCUCCAAUUUUUGCUUAGCAGAGAUGGCUCCAACAAGAUAUAUAUUCACUUUCCUUGUUCUUUCCCUACUUUUGCUGUCCCAGUCUCUUCCAAUUAUGGCUAAUGAACCUGUCCUUGAUCAAUUCAACAAAGCUAUUGCCCAGUAUCUUCACCAGGGUAGACAAUUAGCUCAUAUUGAUCUUAGUUCAUUCUCUACUAGGAAGCUUGGGAUUCAGAUCAAACGAAGGGCUCGAUUUGCUCCACGUACACGUCCUAAAUCAUCUGCUAUCCGAACUCAGAUGACCUCAUUCCAUUUGAUUGGUUCUGUUCUUGGCUCCUUUCUCUUCCUUUGUUUCUUCAUGCUCUAGAUAGCCUUUUGAAGGUGGUGAUUUCGUUACUAGUAAAGUUUCAGAAUUCAAAUCUAGCUAUCAUGUAGUAUUGUAGUGUGAUUUCUUCUUCUAUAUAUAUAUAUAUAUAUAUAUAUGAACGGAAAAUCACACUAUAUUAUAGCUAGUACAAUGAAAGGAUCUGGAUGUACAAUAACUAGUGCAUUAUUAUUAUUUAAAAGGGGCCGGUUGUGAUGUGGGAUUGUGUAAUAUGUUUGUGGGUAAACAAAAUAUUUUAACAUUUUAUUAUUAGUUUAUGGUUAUCAUAAUCGUUUGUUGGAAUGGUAUUCAAUUAUUUAGCUUUUAUACAAUGUUAUAUUUUCUGUCAAA
Molecule: messenger RNA, 3600 nt
Organism: Jatropha curcas
Lineage: Eukaryota; Viridiplantae; Streptophyta; Magnoliopsida; Malpighiales; Euphorbiaceae
Gene: MPS1
Product: multipolar spindle 1
Biological process (GO): meiotic spindle organization; male meiotic nuclear division; meiotic DNA double-strand break formation
Source: RefSeq, a predicted model, not a curated record